Messenger RNA from Oryza brachyantha (malo sina), 2537 nucleotides. Its product is annotated as U-box domain-containing protein 34-like. The coding region runs from base 1 to 2343 and encodes 780 amino acids. The transcript has 9 exons. The record is from RefSeq and is a predicted model, not a curated record. Gene Ontology annotation, molecular function: ubiquitin-protein transferase activity; protein kinase activity; ATP binding. Gene Ontology annotation, biological process: protein ubiquitination; protein phosphorylation. Lineage: Eukaryota; Viridiplantae; Streptophyta; Magnoliopsida; Poales; Poaceae.
AUGGCCUCCGCCGAUCCCCGCCCGCCGUCACCCGCUGUGGCCGUCGCCGUGGCCGUCCGCCCCGGGGUGGCGCUACCGCCUUGGACUGCUCCUCGCCCACCUGGUGGAUUUUUGGCUGAUUCGGGUUAUACGUUGCCACGGCUUGACGCGGGGUUUUUUCUGCGCUGUGUGGUGUGGUGCGGUGGUGGCCGUGAAGCCGGGGAGAAGGUGCCGGCGGCGCGGGUGGCGCGGGAGGCGGCGGAGGCGUACGCGCGCGACCGCCACGCUCUCGCCCAGGAGGCGCUUCGCCCCUUCCGCCGUAUCUUCGCCGCCGCCGCUGCCGCGGCGAAUGCGAUGGUGGAGACGGUGGUGCUGGAGGGCGACGGUGUGGCGGAGGCGCUGGUGCGGUACGCGGCGGACUCCGGCGUACGGAGCCUGGUGCUCGGCUCCGCCUCAUUAGGGUGGUUCAGAAGGGCAAUGAAUAUCCCAGAUGUUGCCACUGCUGUCCUGAAAACAACAGAAAUUUCAUGCAAUGUGUUUGUUGUGUCCAAACGAAGACUGACCCUGAAAGUGAUAAGGCAUCCUCAAACGAGCAAGUCUGGUACAGGCUUGAGAAUUCAGUCAGUUAGUCAGAAAGCAUUUGCAAAAUCAUACAGAAGUUUGUUAUUCGACAACUUUCCUGAGGAGCACAGACACUCGGAUUCUUGCUGCCAGUCCCGUAUUUCUCAUCGUGGUCCUACUAAUGCUCGUCAAAGUUCUGAAAGUCAUGGGAACAUCACUCUGAAAAGUUUACUUGCGAAGACAGCAGGAAUAGAAGGAUAUAAAAACCAUGGUUUUCAAAGCCCCUUCAAGGAAGCACAUCGCGCUGACUCUAACUCAAGUGAAGAGUGUCAAUCCAUAGAUGAAGUAGCAAAGCUGAGGAAGGAAUUGCAGGAUACCUUAGUGAUGUAUGACAAAGCUUGUGAAGAUCUUGUCCAUGCUAAGAAAAAGAUUCAGGUACUUUCCAACGAGCGUUCUGAAGAGGCAAGGAAGGUUGAGCAUGCACUACAGGAGGAAGCGCUGAAGCAAGUAGUAGCAGAUGAGGAGGCAAAGCAUUUGGAGGCCAUUGAAGAAGUUGAGCAAGCAAAGAAAUCAUUCACCCGAGAGGCCUACUCCAGAAAAAAGGCAGAAAUGGUAGCGAGCAUGGUCUCCGUCGAUAAGGCAAAAGUCGUUGAUGCCAUUUUGUCAACAAGCAAGAAUUGCAGGCGGUACAAAAAACAUGAAAUAGAGCUUGCCACUGAUAACUUCUCUGAAUCAAGGAAGAUUGGUGAGGGAGGCUAUGGGAAUGUGUAUAGGGGCACCCUUGAUCAUACUGAAGUUGCUGUCAAGGUCAUUCAGCAAGAUUCCAUCGACAAGACCGAUGAGUUCCUGAGGGAGGUUGACAUUCUGAGCCAGCUUCAGCAUCCCAACCUGGUUUUGUUGCUUGGUUUCUGUCCUGAAAUCGGCUGUCUUGUAUACGAAUACCUGCAGAAUGGGAGCCUCGAAGAUCAACUUCUUAACAACAAAGGGCGCCAACCAUUGCAUUGGUUCCUAAGGUUCAAAAUCAUCAUUGAUGUGUCACGUGGGCUUUUGUUCUUGCAUGGAAGAAAACCAGAGCCAAUAGUCCACCGUGACCUCAAACCUGCAAACAUCCUACUGGACAAGAAUUAUGUGGGUAAAAUCGGCGAUGUCGGCUUCGCGAAGCUCAUAUCAGAUCUUGUGCCUGAGUGGCAAACGGAGUACAAAGAGACCAUCAUUGCAGGCACAUUGUACUACAUGGAUCCUGAGUACCAGCAAACCGGGACGGUUCGUCCGAAAUCGGACCUGUUUGCUCUGGGGGUCAUCAUUCUUCAGAUGCUAACCGGCAAACGCCCAAAUGGGCUCAUUGUCAGCACAGAAAACGCCAUCAGAAACGGGACGCUGGCUGACAUUCUUGACAAAUCACAAACUGAUUGGCCGCUUGCUGAGGCAGAAAUGCUGGCAAGGCUUGGUUUGAGAUGCACGGCCCUAAAAUGCAGAGCGAGGCCUGGGCUUGAGACAGAGGUUCUCCCAAAGCUCCAGGAAAUUCUGAAUAGGAUUACUUCUUCUACUGUCAAUGUAAGAAGUCCAAAGCUAAAUGUGCCGAGCCACUUCAUCUGCCCUAUAAUGCUGGAGGUAAUGAAUGAUCCUUAUGUCGCUGCUGAUGGACACACGUAUGAGCAACAAGCAAUCAAAGCUUGGCUCAAGAAACACAAAGUAUCCCCGGUCACGCGGCGAGUUCUACCAGAUUCUUCGGUAAUCCCAAACCAUUCGUUGCGAGCUGCGAUACAGCAGUGGAUGUCACAGUCAGCUCAUGCAAAGGCAUGAGAUGGGCGUUGAGUUUGUUUCAAUUUAUGAUCCUUUUUUUUUCCAUUCUUUGAGCCCUUUAACCUGUAUAAAUUUGAGUGGAAUUAGGCCUUUUGGGACGAGAGGUGUUACCCUGUAAAUAAAUGUGUCAAUCUAUUAAAAUUGUGCAAAUAUGAUCUAUUCUUUGGAAUAUGAGCAUCAAUGCCUUUGGCUUU